GGCGGAGCAUCCCAGCGCUGGCCCGGGAAGCGGGAGGAUGCUGGCGGCCGCGGCCCUUUGCGCUGCCGCGCUGGGCUGGGCUGCGGGGACGCGGCUGCGGAGCGGACAGACAGUGUGCCGGGGUGGGACACAGCAGCCCUGCUACAAAGUGGUUUAUUUUCACGAUGCCUCACGCAGGACCAGCUAUGAAGAAGCACACCUUGCCUGCAGAGCUGAUGGGGGGCACCUGGUCAGCAUUGAAACAGCAGCAGAGCAAAGACUGAUUGAAAAAUUCAUCCAGAGUCUCCUGGCUUCUGAUGGAGAUUUUUGGAUAGGGCUUAGGAGGAAAGUGGAGGAGGCAGAGAACAGUACGGAGUGUCAGAACCUCUACUCCUGGUCAGAUGGCAGCUCAUCCAAAUUCCGGAACUGGUAUGUAGAUGAGCCAUCCUGUGGGAGUGAAAUCUGUGUUGUGAUGUACCACCAGCCAUCUGCUCCACCAGGUGUCGGAGGUCCUUACAUGUUUCAAUGGAAUGACGACAGAUGCAACAUGAAAAAUAACUUCAUUUGCAAAUAUUCUCUUGAGAAGCCAACGAGUGGUCCAAGAGACAACUCUCAGAGAGAUGUUGCAGCAGAGCCCUUGAACCCAGUAUUCCCAGAGGAACGCCGGAGGGAAGAUGGAAAUGUCACAGCUGUGGAAGCCCAGGAACCUGUCCAGAGUCUUGCCUACAUCCUUAUUCCCAGUAUUCCUGUGCUGAUUCUCCUGAUGGUCCUUGCUGCCAUCUUCUGUUUUUGGCUUUUUGUGAAGAAGAGACAGGAGCACAGAGAUGCAAGCCCAAAGGAGGAAGAUGCAUGGCUGUCAAACCUCAGGAGGAACAGCCCAAAUCUGGAUAUUUACAAAGUAAUCAAGAAGCAAUCAGAAGCAGAUCUGGCUGGAACCAGACCUGACACGAAGAAUUCUUCCUUCCGUGGUGCCCAGGAAGAUAAAGUGCUGGGCAGCCCCUCCAGGGAUUCUGAUGAUGUGGCCAUGAAUCUCUCAACCAGUGGCUUUGUGACACUGGCCAGUACUGAAAGUGGCUUUGUCACCAAUGACAUCUAUGAGCUGUGUGGAGAUCAUGUGGGGAGGAGCAAGGAAUCAGCCUGGGUGGAGAAUGAGAUUUAUGGAUAUUAAGGCAACGGACCAAAAAAGCCUGGAAUAUGGAUGCCAAAGCAGUGGCAGACUGGCCUUGCCCUCAGGGUGGUCUUAACUACUGAGUGCCUCAGUGCCAUGUGAAAACAGAAAUACCAGCACCUCACAGGCUGCCAGGGAUGCCUGGAAUCUGCAAAUGAAGGACUGGAGUGAUUCUGAGACUACAAGAAUGAGGCCUUGUAAUAGACAAAUUCGAUAUUUUCCUGUCCAGCAGAUCUAUGCAGCAAGUUUGAAGCAUGCCUAGACCAAAGAAUUGCAUCUAACAAUAUAUUUAAUUAAAAAUAUGGUUUCGUUGAGCAGCUCUGGUGCCUGACCUGUGUAUAGCAAGUAAUCUUUUGUACUUACUCUGUCAGAUCAUG
Molecule: messenger RNA, 1524 nt
Organism: Calypte anna (Anna's hummingbird)
Lineage: Eukaryota; Metazoa; Chordata; Aves; Apodiformes; Trochilidae
Gene: LAYN
Product: layilin
Exons: 7
Coding region: 38-1147 (369 amino acids)
Molecular function (GO): hyaluronic acid binding
Source: RefSeq, a predicted model, not a curated record